AUGAAUUCCAACCGGUUUUCUCAGAGUAAUGAGAGGCUACGUGAAGAUGAGGAAGAUGAUGAAGAAGAUGAAGAAUAUGAUGCCCAGAGGAGAAGAAAUGCAACACAAAUUAUGAUGGAAGCAUCUAGCUGGUUCGCUACAAAUCCACUUCAGCAGCAACCUCAAUGGGGUGGUUCUAUUCCAGGCCGCGCUACCCGUCAUCGAUCUCGUGAGGUAGCUAAUGAAAAAUUAUUAAAUGAUUAUUUCGUAGCUGACCCUGUGUACCCUGUCGAAACUUUCAGACGAUGUUACAGAAUGAGACGUGAAGUUUCCUCCGCAUCCACUGCAUGCUCGGCUGAUUCCUUAGAUGAAUCAUUCCGUAUGCCUGAAUCCACCGCCAUUGAGAACCUUGGUCGAUUUUUUCAUACCAUUGUCACCAUUUAUCAAGAACGCUAUCUUCGGGCUCCUACAACAGAGGAUCUUGACAUGCUCCUACAAAGAGCCGAGCGACGAGGAUUUCCUGGAAUGAUCGGUUCGCUGGACUGCAUGCAUUGGCAGUGGAAGAACUGUCCAAUUGGGUGGCAGGGGAGCUUUAGCGGCAAAACAAGGAAACCAACUAUUGUUCUGGAAGCUGUGGCUGGUCCUGACACUUGGGUCUGGCAUGCUUUCUUCGGAAUCCCGGGGGCACAGAAUGACCUCACUGUUCUCGGACGUUCCCCACUAUUUGAUGCUGUCACAGCAGGUCAGUCACCACAACUUAACUAUCAUGUUAACGGGACUCCUUAUGAGUUUGGCUACUACCUUGCUGAUGGUAUUUACCCUAAGUGGGCGACAUUAGUGCAAUCUAUCAGACAACCUGAGAAUAAACAAGAGGAGUAUUUCUCCACUAAACAAGAGGCAUAUCGCAAAGAUGUUGAAAGGGCAUUUGGAAUUCUACAAGCAUGA
Molecule: messenger RNA, 924 nt
Organism: Fragaria vesca subsp. vesca
Lineage: Eukaryota; Viridiplantae; Streptophyta; Magnoliopsida; Rosales; Rosaceae
Exons: 2
Coding region: 1-924 (307 amino acids)
Source: RefSeq, a predicted model, not a curated record